AUGCCUGGUGCUAGUUCUAAACCAGAUAAAGUCGAUGCCCAUGCGAAUUUUGCUAAUGUCAAACUAUCCACAAUGACAAAAUCCAAUUUGGUGAUAUGCGUAGGAAUCCAAUUAUCCCUGUUGUCAAGUGUUACAUUGAUCUGCCAUGUAGCUCUCAGUGAGGGCCGUGAGGGAAUCGGUGUAUCGGGUGAUGGCAGCGGCUGUCUUUCACCUGCCCACCAAUCUGGCGCUCCACUCAGCGAAUCUGCUCCACCGCCCAUGGACACUCUCGGUGUGCGAGUCCAGCAAAAAAAGGUAGCAAUGGCACCUAAAACGCAAAUAAAGAAGAAGAAAAACACGCAUAAUCUAGAAUGCGCCCUAGAUCGACAGCAGCAGCAGCAGGGUCGGCGACGAAUGCGAUUUUGUUGGCUGGUGCUACUUGUCGCGGCAAGCGAUUUCACCGUAUUACUUGCAGGCAGCACGGUAUUAUAG
Mucor velutinosus is the source of this 471-nucleotide messenger RNA. RefSeq lists its product as uncharacterized. The transcript has a single exon. NCBI's taxonomy places the organism in Eukaryota, Fungi, Mucoromycota, Mucoromycetes, Mucorales, Mucoraceae. The record is from RefSeq and is a predicted model, not a curated record. The coding region runs from base 1 to 471 and encodes 156 amino acids.